GGGAUCACAGUGCCAUCUGCCAACAUGAAACAGUCGUUCACUAUUGUUAAGGCAUCUUUACACACAAAAUGUGUUUUACUUCCCGCAUCUGAUAGAAUUCUUGGCCAACCGUCGUGGAGAUAAAAGAUGACUCGUUGUAAACAGCUAUCUGAUCGCGUAGAUCCACAAAUGUCAUUGUGCGUAACUGGCGUAUACGUGGGCUCUUCAGCAAGGCUGUGUUUUGGGAUAGAGAAUCAAGGUCCGACAGAAGCACUUGUUGAAUUCCAUUUGGAUAAACGACGAGAGUUUUUCGUCACUGAUCUGUCACAGGUGAACUCGAACGCGACUUUGAAUAGCUAUUCUCUCACAAGUAUUCACAAACCGGAUCAAUGGCCAACAGAAACCGAUCCAUCGGAAGUCAGGGGUGCGCCCAUCGAGCAAGUGAUUGUUUCUCCAAAAACAAACUGGGGUGGAGUCUUACAUUUUCGUCCUUCAGAGGUGGCAGUCUAUGACUUUGCCAUGGAAAUGACAGUCAACAAAUUACCGCUGCAGUCGGCAACCGAUAUGGAAUCUGAAAGCACAGAUGGUGACAUGACAAAGUCAAUGUCGAGUGCCAACGAUGUGCUGCCAAAAAUACUCGCAGUCGGGUUGAGGCAACCAAUCGAACUGUCCCCUGAAAGCGGACGAAUCGAUUUCGUCGUCAACACAAUUUCAGCAACCACCAGGUUUUAUGAGAAGCUAUCUCAA
Molecule: messenger RNA, 726 nt
Organism: Dicrocoelium dendriticum
Lineage: Eukaryota; Metazoa; Platyhelminthes; Trematoda; Plagiorchiida; Dicrocoeliidae
Source: the annotation of a GenBank genome assembly